AUGAAAACCCCUGAGUACUUAGUUCCUCUGAGAGAAGAGCUCACGGCUGCUCUAAAACAAACCGAUAAUGCAUGGAGCCUUGACAUUUUCAAACAUACCCCUAAGCUGGAGAGCUUUACUAAGGAGUGUCUCCGUGUUUUCACACCGUCUGCACUUAUCGAGAUCAUGAGAGACAAGCGGUCGGAGGAUUUGGAAAUGCAGAUCAUUCAAGGUCUUCAAUUUGACAGUCUUCAGCUGCCUCAGGACUUGUUAUGGGACGAUGCUGGGCAGACACUAUUUGAUGAGUUGUGCGAUUCCUCGACUUAUUACCUUACAAGAAAGGAGAAUGAAAUCUUACAGAACCACUCCUCUGAUAUGGCUGCGACAAUACCUGAGGGAAGUGCGCUCAUUGAGCUCGGUUGUGGGAGCUUGCGGAAGUCCGGAAUUCUAUUAUCCGCCCUGGAAAAAAGCCACAAGGCAGUAACAUACUACGCCCUGGAUGUGUCCCAGGAGUCUCUGCAAAACGGUCUGGCUCAACUCCAUAAAGGCCUUGGGCACCUUGAUCAUGUCGAGCUGCGAGGCCUUUGGGGCACAUACGAAGACGGCAUAGCGUGGCUUGCAGAUCAACAUCCUUUGAACGCCCACAAGAGUAUCACCUUCCUCUGGAUGGGAAACAGCAUGACCAAUAUGCAUCUCGGCCAAACGCAGUCACUCCUGUCUCGCAUGGCUGAUACCUGUAUUGGCUCGGGGAUCCAAUGCCAGCUUCUGGUAUCUGUUGAUAGCUGCUCGGGUGAGGACAUUGUGAUGGGCGCUUAUAACAAGGAUUCUCCACCGCUUAAGGAUUUUAUAAUGAAUGGGCUGCAAUCCGCGAACCGCAUUCUAGGGCAGGAUGUAUUUUGCGCUUCUGAUUGGACAUUUGACACAUUUCUGGACCGUGUGCAAAACCAGGUCCAGGUGUUUUACACUCCCACCCGUGACGUUAGCAUCCACAUUAAUUCACAACAGUGCAAAAUCACCAAAGGGGAGAAAGUUGCAGUUAUAAGUAGCGGGAAAUGGCCAGAGCCAUACUUCCGGUCCAUGGUGGAAGGAAUUGGUCUGCAGGUGCUUGACGUGUGGAGGGACAGCGACCAGGUCUAUUCAUCUAUUCGACAGAGGACAAACAGGGAAAGGAGGAGUGGAUUAACCUUAUUGCUCAAUAUACAUAACUAUAUUCGCUCUGACAUCGAGGGUACUUGCGUCUCCUGA
Aspergillus pseudotamarii is the source of this 1224-nucleotide messenger RNA. Its product is annotated as histidine-specific methyltransferase. The transcript has 4 exons. NCBI's taxonomy places the organism in Eukaryota, Fungi, Ascomycota, Eurotiomycetes, Eurotiales, Aspergillaceae. The coding region runs from base 1 to 1224 and encodes 407 amino acids. The record is from RefSeq and is a predicted model, not a curated record.